AUGCCUCCACGACCAUCGUCGGGUGAACUGUGGGGCAUCCACUUGAUGCCCCCACGAAUCCUAGUGGAAUGUUUACUCCCAAAUGGAAUGAUAGUGACUUUAGAAUGCCUCCGUGAGGCUACACUAAUCACCAUAAAACACGAACUGUUUAAAGAAGCCAGAAAAUACCCUCUGCAUCAGCUUCUGCAAGAUGAAUCUUCUUACAUUUUCGUAAGUGUUACCCAAGAAGCAGAAAGGGAAGAAUUUUUUGAUGAAACAAGACGGCUUUGUGACCUUCGGCUUUUUCAACCCUUUUUAAAAGUAAUUGAACCAGUAGGCAACCGUGAAGAAAAGAUCCUCAAUCGAGAAAUUGGUUUUGUUAUCGGCAUGCCAGUGUGUGAAUUUGAUAUGGUUAAAGAUCCAGAAGUCCAGGACUUCCGAAGGAACAUUCUGAAUGUUUGCAAAGAAGCUGUGGAUCUGCGGGAUCUCAACUCCCCUCAUAGCAGAGCAAUGUAUGUCUACCCUCCCAACGUAGAGUCUUCCCCAGAAUUGCCAAAGCACAUCUACAACAAGUUAGAUAAAGGACAAAUCAUAGUGGUGAUUUGGGUAAUUGUCUCUCCAAACAAUGACAAGCAGAAGUAUACCCUGAAGAUCAACCACGACUGUGUGCCAGAGCAAGUCAUUGCUGAAGCCAUCAGGAAGAAGACUCGGAGCAUGCUGCUCUCGUCUGAGCAGCUGAAACUCUGUGUUUUAGAAUACCAGGGCAAGUAUAUUCUGAAAGUGUGUGGCUGUGAUGAAUACUUCCUAGAAAAAUACCCUCUGAGUCAGUACAAGUACAUAAGAAGCUGUAUAAUGCUGGGGAGGAUGCCCAACUUGAUGUUGAUGGCCAAAGAAAGCCUUUACUCUCAGCUGCCAAUGGAUAGCUUCACAAUGCCGUCAUACUCCAGGCGCAUCUCCACAGCCACGCCCUAUAUGAAUGGAGAGACAACUACGAAAUCCCUCUGGGUUAUAAAUAGUGCGCUUAGAAUCAAAAUUCUUUGUGCAACUUAUGUAAAUGUAAAUAUUCGAGACAUUGAUAAGAUCUAUGUUCGAACAGGUAUCUACCACGGAGGAGAACCCUUAUGUGACAAUGUGAACACUCAAAGAGUACCUUGUUCCAAUCCUAGGUGGAAUGAAUGGCUGAAUUAUGACAUAUACAUUCCUGAUCUUCCUCGCGCUGCUCGCCUUUGCCUUUCCAUUUGCUCUGUUAAAGGCCGAAAGGGUGCUAAGGAGGAGCACUGUCCAUUGGCCUGGGGAAAUAUAAACUUGUUUGAUUACACAGACACCCUAGUAUCUGGGAAAAUGGCUUUGAAUCUCUGGCCUGUACCACAUGGGUUAGAAGAUCUGCUGAACCCUAUUGGUGUUACUGGGUCAAAUCCAAAUAAAGAAACUCCAUGCUUAGAGUUGGAGUUUGAUUGGUUCAGCAGUGUGGUGAAGUUUCCAGACAUGUCUGUGAUCGAAGAGCAUGCUAAUUGGUCUGUGUCCCGAGAAGCUGGAUUCAGUUACUCUCAUACAGGACUGAGUAACAGACUCGCCAGAGACAAUGAACUAAGAGAAAAUGACAAAGAACAGCUCCGAGCACUUUGCACCCGGGACCCACUGUCUGAAAUCACUGAACAAGAGAAAGAUUUCCUAUGGAGCCACAGACACUACUGUGUAACUAUUCCUGAAAUCCUACCCAAAUUGCUUUUGUCUGUCAAGUGGAAUUCCAGAGAUGAAGUAGCCCAGAUGUACUGCUUAGUCAAAGAUUGGCCUCCAAUCAAGCCUGAGCAGGCCAUGGAGCUUCUGGACUGUAAUUAUCCAGAUCCUAUGGUUCGGAGUUUUGCCGUUCGGUGCUUGGAAAAAUACUUAACAGAUGACAAACUUUCUCAGUACCUCAUUCAGCUUGUCCAGGUCUUAAAAUAUGAACAAUAUUUGGAUAACCUGCUUGUGAGAUUUUUACUCAAGAAAGCGUUGACAAAUCAAAGGAUUGGCCAUUUUUUCUUUUGGCAUUUAAAAUCUGAGAUGCACAAUAAGACCGUCAGUCAAAGGUUUGGCCUCCUGUUGGAGUCCUACUGCCGUGCCUGUGGGAUGUAUCUGAAACACCUGAACAGACAGGUAGAGGCCAUGGAGAAGCUCAUCAACCUAACUGACAUCCUCAAACAGGAGAAGAAGGAUGAAACACAAAAGGUACAGAUGAAGUUUUUGGUUGAGCAGAUGAGACAGCCAGAUUUCAUGGAUGCUCUGCAGGGUUUUCUGUCUCCUCUAAACCCUGCUCAUCAGCUAGGGAACCUCAGACUUGAAGAGUGUCGAAUUAUGUCCUCUGCAAAAAGACCACUGUGGUUGAAUUGGGAGAACCCAGACAUCAUGUCAGAGCUACUGUUUCAGAACAAUGAGAUCAUCUUUAAAAAUGGCGAUGAUUUACGGCAAGAUAUGUUAACACUUCAGAUCAUCCGGAUUAUGGAGAACAUCUGGCAAAACCAAGGCCUUGACCUUCGAAUGCUACCUUAUGGCUGUCUGUCCAUUGGGGACUGUGUGGGGCUCAUCGAAGUGGUGAGAAACUCUCACACUAUCAUGCAGAUCCAGUGCAAAGGAGGCCUAAAGGGGGCACUGCAGUUCAACAGUCACACACUGCACCAGUGGCUCAAGGACAAGAAUAAGGGAGAAAUAUAUGAUGCAGCCAUUGACCUAUUCACAAGGUCAUGUGCUGGCUACUGUGUGGCAACCUUCAUCUUGGGGAUUGGAGACCGGCACAAUAGCAACAUCAUGGUGAAAGAUGAUGGACAGCUGUUUCAUAUAGAUUUUGGGCACUUUUUGGAUCACAAGAAGAAGAAAUUUGGUUAUAAACGGGAACGUGUGCCAUUUGUUUUGACACAAGAUUUCUUAAUAGUGAUUAGUAAAGGAGCCCAAGAAUAUACAAAGACCAGAGAGUUUGAGAGAUUUCAGGAGAUGUGUUACAAGGCUUACCUAGCAAUUCGGCAGCAUGCCAAUCUCUUCAUCAACCUGUUUUCAAUGAUGCUUGGCUCUGGAAUGCCGGAACUGCAGUCUUUUGAUGACAUUGCAUAUAUUCGAAAGACUCUGGCCUUAGACAAAACUGAGCAAGAGGCUUUGGAAUAUUUCACAAAACAAAUGAAUGAUGCACAUCAUGGCGGCUGGACGACAAAAAUGGAUUGGAUCUUCCACACCAUCAAGCAGCAUGCAUUGAACUGAGAUGGGAGCUGGGAACUGCAAGCUGGUGCACAGUUUCUCCACUGCAUGGCAGUGAGUGGCAGCAGGCAGACGUUGGUGCGGGGAUGGCACAGUCAGGAACAGCAUUAGGACUUGAGCAAGAACAGAAACAACAUGCUCUAUAAUUGAAACACUGUACACGCAAACAGGGUUUGAUAGCACUAAACUAGUUCAUUUCAGAAUUCAGCUUUAGAAUAAUGAGCAAGUUCAUGUUAUGCCUUAAGUCCAAAAAAAGGUAAACUUUGAAGAUUGUUUGUAUCUUUUUUAAAAAAACAAAAACAAAAACAAAAAUCCCCAAAAUACAUACAAAUGAUGGAGAUGAAAAGAGAAUGCUGUUCUGUUUGUCUUGCCAGGGUUCUGUUUAAAAUGUGGACACAACCAAGGCUGUGACUGCUUUAGCUCUGAGUAAGCUGCAGCUUCUGUUAAGUACAUGAAAUUGGAGAAGAAUGGAAAUCCUUAUUUUCCCAUUGCUGUUCAGACUUAUGAUUUGAAGUGGGUAUUUUGACUCCCUGCUUUAUGAGGAGCAACACUUGGGGUGAAGGGACUUGCCUUUUGCUUUGAACAAACAACCCUUUGAUGGAUUUAGGGUCUCUCACCUGUGGUUUUGAAAGCAGUCACAAGUGAUAAUCUACAGACAGCUGUGUUUUUGUUGGGUUUUGUUUUUUGUUGGUUUUUUUCUGGACAGUAUUUACAAGGAUUUGACUUAUUUCCUAGGGAAAUUCUGGGCUCACAUCAAGUACAGCAGUGAUCAUAGAGGAGGGACAGCAGGGGCUCCUGUUUCUGACCUGUACAGUAUUCACUUUAAGCUGAUUGUUUCUCCUUUUGCAAUUGAACUGAAUACUUUUUUUCAUGCAUGUUUUCCAGAAAAUAGAAGUGAGUAUUAAUGUUAUUAAAAAGAUUAUUUUUUUUUAUUAAAGGCUAUUUAUAUUAUAGAAACUAUCAUUAAUAUAUAUUCUUUAUUUACAUAAUCUGUCCCAUAGUCAUGCAUUGUUUUGCACCCCAAAUUUUUUAUCAUUGGUAACAGCAUGGUUAGCUUUUCUCUUGUCUAUAGGUGAGGCUCAGGCACUAUUCCAUUUAUCCAGAUCCUCUGUAUGACUCCCUAAGGAACAGGUUGAACUGCACAUACUUUCCUUCCACUGCUGUCGUUUCUACACGAUGCCCUCAUCAUCCAUGCAUCUAUAGUUGAGAAUGGCACAAUCAUAUGAAACCAGUUACUAAAUGAAUACCAAGUAGACUAUCAUCCUGACUCUUAAACCCUUCUACUGAGGUCUGGUCAUGAAUGACUUUUUAUAUUAUGAGAGACUAGAAACCAUGAAUUUUUUACCUUUGUAAGCUAUGUAUCCAUAUCUCAAUGAUAAAAGUAGGACAUUAACCCAUUUUACUAUCAUGUCCCAUUUCAAAGUGGUCAGGUCUCCAACUUCAUUACAUCCCAUUCAAGCACAGAAUGCGUUAUUGAGCAUCCUGAAAAGCAUCCAUCCAAGAUGUAGGGCUAAUGUUAGUGGUCACUCUAGAUUUCUACUCAGUGUUUGAAUCAUUCAUGUCCUUGAAAAUAGCUUUAGCAGAUAUUCAGAUGCCACACCAAAAAAAAGAAAAAAGAAAAAAAAAAGAAAAAGGAAAAAAAAUCGGAAAAAAAAUAAAUAAAAAGAAAAAAAGAAAAAAAUGUGCAAUAAUUUACUGACAGUUCCUAGCUUAGGUGUGUUAAUGGAGAGCCUCUUUAUUAAGAGCGCACACUGUACACUCUAGAAAAACAGCAUCCCUUUAAAAGCGCUCAUCUGUGAGGUCAGACACCUAUAGUAGAAGUUUUGAAUAGUAAACAGGGGACUCUAAUAAAAAUACUCUUAUUAUCUGGCUAUUUUAGAACCCUUAAAGGGCAUAAUUAUUGAAGAUUUAGGUACUUCACUAAAGCAUGUAUAUAUUAUUGCCAACAAGAAAAACCUGAAGAUUAGGGGAACUUAGUUCUGUAAACUGUCUUGGAAUGUUAAUCAGAAUUUAAACUGUUUUAAGCAGAAAACCAGAUAGAUUCUUUUGCAGAUAUAGAAAACUUCCUAACUUAUUUAAACUUGGCAUUUAACACUUUGUGUUACUUAGAUAUGCAGUUGCUAGGUACUAACAUCCCAUUCUUUUCUGUAUCAGGGAUUAUUACAAUCAAACUCAGUGACAUGGUACAAAUCUACAACUUUAAUGGUGGAAACUAAAGAAUUACAAAGAACUGUGUUUUCCCGAGUGCCAAAAAAAAAAAAAAAAAAAAGCCACGAGCCUCCUUGCACAAAAAUGAUAGCAUUUUUUGCUUUUUUUUUUUCCUUUUGCAUUAGUUCAAAUAGUUAUCUAGUACCACCUUCCAGGGUCUCCACACAAUUAAAACACAACCACAUAGCUUAUUUUGCCAUUUACAACCACAUUAAUUGUAUUUGAGAAAAAAUUUCUAUUCUAUAAGUGGUAUAAGGAGAGAAAAGAGGAAGAAGGAAGGAGAGAAAGAAAGAAAGAAAGAAAGAAAGAAAGAAAGAAAGAAAGAAGAAAAGGAAGAGGAGAAUGGGUUGAAUUAAAAAAGACAAAAACUUGAAUUGAAGCUGGGGUGAUCAAAAUCUGUUUCCAGAGAGCAAUAAUGUGCCACUCCCAGGUACUUCAAUAUCAGAAGGACCUGUGGACCGGUCACCUCUGUAAAUGACCAUCCUUGUCGUCAUUGAAUAUUGUCUAAAUGACUUUGGCUCCAUAAUUUCACUAAGUCACUUGAGGAUGUUUCAUCAGUAAUUAUUUCUGGAAGGAAAGAAAGCAAAUCUAAAGAAAGAAACUAAAUACACUGUAGCAAGAAGUAACUCCUAAAUCAUGCUUUCACGUUUUACCAUCUCCUCAGCUAUAAAAAAAAACCUGUAGUUUGAAGAUUUUUAGACUGCUGUUAAUUUGAAAUCUGUUCAUCUUACUGUGGAGUUUGAUUUGUUUGUUUGUUUGCUUCCUGUUUGUUUUUAAAGAUGUUUUUAAUUAGAGUUUUUUAAAAGAAGGAUGGAAUUUGGUUGCUAUUUCAUGGUAGAACCUGAGACUUUGUGGUUCUUCAUGUCCUCUGUAAAACUUGGUGUCAGAGUCAUGAGAUUUGAGGUUGUCCCUUCUAUUCUGCUUUAUAUUACUGCCCAUCAGGAAAUGGGAACCUGGUGAAUAUAUAAUGAAUUGUAAAAUAUUUUAAUGUGUAACUUUUUCAACUGUGAAACUGACUAUUGGUUUUUUUUGUUUUUUGUUUUUGUUUUGUUUUUUUGAUGAAAACAGCUGCUGAUAAAGUAUUUUGUGUAAA
Messenger RNA from Cricetulus griseus (Chinese hamster), 6505 nucleotides. The record is from RefSeq and is a predicted model, not a curated record. NCBI's taxonomy places the organism in Eukaryota, Metazoa, Chordata, Mammalia, Rodentia, Cricetidae.